GAUAGUUGGGAGGAAGAAGGGCAAGGUGCUGGCCACUGUUUUGGCCCACCGAAAUGGGGAACAAAACUGCCAUGGUGGAGGAAAGUGGAAGCAAGACCAUUGCUGGUGAUCAUCGGAAAGCCGGUCCAGUGAAAAUUCUGUAUUCAAUCUAUAGUCAUAACAUAAGCAAGCUGAAUCGAACAGUACAAAAAUGUCUAAGAAAAAGCAAAUGGGUAGAGGAGGAGGAGGAUCAUCAUCAACAACAGCAACACCAACAAAUUAUAUGGAUUUCAAGGACCAGAAAAUGGACAUGAAGUCCAUUAUGAAAGAUAUUGAAUCUUUAGUACCCUCACAUAUGACAUGGAGAGAGAGGAAGGAAUUGGAAAACAGGAAGGUUGUUGCUCUUGGUGGAAAGCCUCCCAAAAAGCAGAGGUUACCACUAAGUGUAGCACGAGUUACAAUGAAGAAACAGAAAGAAAGAGACCAGAAAACGCUCCAAGAGAAUUUGAUACUUGGACGAUUUGGAGCGAAGCUUGGCAAUGGUACUAAGAAAGUAGGAGAGAAGCGCAAGCGUGAAGACAUGGUUCUGAAGUCAACUGAAGGUCAUUUCAGAAAUGGUGUUCUGGAUGUGAAGCGUUUGAUGAAACAGUCUGCACCUAAAGAACGUGAUAUCAAUACUUACGCAUUUGAUAAUGAAGGGAAGAAGAAAAAGGGUGGUAAAAAGAACCAAGGAAAGAAGAAAGGUGGUGGUAAAAAGCGUCAUUGAGAACACCAUAACUCUUAAAAUUCUUGUUUGGAAGCAGAUAAGGUUUUCUCCCUCCCUUUUUCCCCCCCUCUUCCUCACUCUUUUAAUGUCAUCUGAGAUUCUUUGGUGUUUGGAUGAAUCAUUGAUUCUCCAUAAACAUCAAUGAUACUGGUCAUGCAAUUUUAGGAUUGCACAGCCCUUGAGCGGCGUUGCAAUGGGUUCAUUGGGUUUACAUUUGCGCUGUAAAUGCAGUCAUAGUGUGGUCUUCAGAAAAGGCCAAAAUGUGUUUGGGCGGAUGGGCUUGAUGUAAGCACAGAUUGGCCUAUUUCUAACUAAAAGUGUAUUUUGGUUACCAUUUUGAUGAUGUAUCAGAUGUCUUUGGUGCUUCUUGUUUAGAAA
Messenger RNA from Camellia sinensis, 1123 nucleotides. The record is from RefSeq and is a predicted model, not a curated record. Lineage: Eukaryota; Viridiplantae; Streptophyta; Magnoliopsida; Ericales; Theaceae.